Molecule: messenger RNA, 942 nt
Organism: Meira miltonrushii
Lineage: Eukaryota; Fungi; Basidiomycota; Exobasidiomycetes; Exobasidiales; Brachybasidiaceae
Product: putative ARC35-subunit of the Arp2/3 complex
Exons: 3
Coding region: 1-942 (313 amino acids)
Biological process (GO): actin filament polymerization; Arp2/3 complex-mediated actin nucleation
Cellular component (GO): actin cytoskeleton; Arp2/3 protein complex
Molecular function (GO): structural constituent of cytoskeleton; actin filament binding
Source: RefSeq, a predicted model, not a curated record
AUGAUCUUGCUGGAAUCUGAGAACCUUUUAAUCAAAGAUCUAUUGGGAAAACAUUUCAAUCAACCCGGCCCGGUAGAUCAAACAUUAACAGAUUUCGAUGGAGUGAGAUAUCAUGUCGAAUCAACAAAGACUGGUCCAUUAACCUUGAGUAUGGGCAUUCAUUGGUAUCAAGAUUUAGCACAAAAUGGUGCUUUUGAUAUUUUGAAACGUGAAUAUGGACCUUAUAUCAAAUCGGAAACAAAUGUCGGCUAUAAUAUCACACUCGAAUUCGAUCAAUCCAACAUCCCGGCCGAUCCUACAGCACGUACCGAAUUGGUUCGAUCUCUUUCGCUUCUCAAGAGAAACGCAAUGGCUGCACCUUUUGAACGUGCAUUCGCCAUUCAAAACAAGCUGGAAAAAGAAGCAGAAGCUGCUGCCGGUCAACAAUUGGAACCCGUCAAACCAGAAGUGAUGAUCAUUCGCUAUCGUGAUGAUGAAGCAUUUUACGUCAUCCCAAGUGUUGAUCGUGUGACUGUGGUCUUCUCUACUGUUUUCCAAGACGAGACUGAUCGUAUCUUCGGAAAGGUGUUCUUGCAAGAAUUCGUCGAUGCACGUAGACAGCCUUCAAUUCAAAAUGCACCGCAAGUUUUAUAUUCAAACAGAGAACCACCAUUGGAAAUUCGAUCGAUUCCCGGUUUGAGUAGAGGAGAAGAUGUUGGUUACGUCACCUUUGUCCUUUUCCCACGUCAUUUCACAAACCCAGAUGUCGCACAUUCUACUAUCUCACGUAUACAAUUGUUCCGCGAUUAUCUACACUACCACAUCAAAUGCUCGAAAGCAUACAUGCACAGCCGUAUGAGACAUCGGGUCGCAGAAUUCCUUAAAGUUCUCAACCGGGCCAAACCUGAACAAGCAGAGAAGGAGCGGAAGACAGCCAGUGGACGUACAUUCCGACGGGCUUAA